AGAAUGGAGUUUAAAUAACCGAGAAAAAGUUCAACACAAACACACUGAGUAGUAAGCGCUCCGUGAGUGUGCUGUGGAAGUGAGACAGCGCUUUCAUGGGUGAACGCACACCGCUGUUGCAUUACCGGCUCGCGGCGAGCGGGCACGAGGACUCCGGUGAGCACCGCACGCGCGAGGAGUCGGCGGAACGCAGGGCGGUGAGACGAAGAUCCGCUCAUGGCCAGCCUCAGAAACUCUCCACCUUCUUCGGGGUGGUUAUUCCCACUCUGCUCUCCAUGUUCAGUGUGGUGGUGUUCUUACGGAUCGGCUUCGUUGUGGGUCAGUGUGGACUGUACCAGGCCGUGGUCAUGUUCUUGGUGGCAUAUUUCAUCAUCAGCAUGACCGUGCUCUCCAUCUGCGCCAUUUCCACCAACGGAGCACUGGAUGCCGGGGGAGCAUACUAUAUGAUCAGUCGAGCUUUAGGGCCGGAGUUUGGUGGCAGUAUUGGGAUCAUGUUUUUCUUGGCCAACGUGUGUGGCAGCGCCCUCUACGUGCUCGGGCUGGUGGAGGCCAUUCUCGCAACCUUUGGACGUCCUGAAGAUGGAUUAGGCCACGCCCCUCAUUAUGCAGUGAUGCCGGUCGGUUAUUGGUGGUCUCUGCUGUACGCCAGUGUCAUCCUGCUGCUGUGUGUGUUGGUGUGUUUGAUCGGCGCUCAUAUCUAUGCCAAGGCCACGUUCCUCAUCUUCAUGGUGGUGAUGGUGGUGCUCUUCACCAUCUUCAUCAGCUUCUUCGCCGUCAGACCUCACAACAUCCCGCUGCCGAGCAUUCUGGGAAACCUGAGCUCCUCCCCCACCACCGCCAACUUCACCAGCUUCAAACUCGACACGCUGCUUGGAAACCUCAAAGCGGAUUACACAGUGGACUACACCACGGGAAUGACGAUGACGUUUGCCACUGUGUUUGCGGUCAUGUUCAACGGAUGUACUGGAAUUAUGGCAGGAUCCAACAUGUCAGGUGUGUGUCUGUCUGUCUGUCAUCAUAUUGUGUACUUAUGUAUUUAUUUGCAUCAAGCCUGCGUGUGUGUGUGUGUGUGUGUGUGUGUGUGUGUAUUAGGUGACCUGAGGAAUCCAAGUUACUCCAUCCCUCGUGGAACGAUCACUGCAGUCAUCUUCACUUUCAUCACCUACAACCUGCUCAGCUUACUGGUGGCCUGCACCUGUGACAGAGUUUUGUUACAGAGGGACUACAGUUUCCUGCGUGACAUUAAUCUUUGGCGCCCAUUUGUCACCAUCGGCGUUUACUCAUCCACACUCUCAGCUGCCAUGAGCAACCUGAUUGGUGCCUCCCGCAUUCUGUACGCACUCGCCAGGGAUGACCUGUUUGGUAAAGUCCUGUCCCCUGCUAGGAAAACCUCGGGCAAUGGGAACCCCUGGGUCUCGGUUCUUAUCUCCUGGUUCCUUGUGCAGCUGGUGUUGUUCUCGGGGAAGCUGAACACCAUAGCGAGCAUCGUCACCAUCUUCUUCCUGCUGGUCUACGCCGCAGUGGAUCUGGCCUGCCUCGCUCUGGAGUGGGCCUCAGCCCCUAACUUCAGGCCCACGUUCCGUUACUUCACGUGGCACACGUGUGUGUUGGGCAUCGUCGGCUGUGGAGUGAUGAUGUUUCUGAUUAACGCCAUCUACACCUCAGCCAGCAUCGCCUUCAUGCUUCUCCUGCUGCUGCUCAUCCACUAUCUGAGUCCGACUAGCAGCUGGGGCUACAUUAGCCAGGCGCUGAUCUUCCACCAGGUGCGUAAAUACCUGCUGAUGCUGGACGUGCGUAAGGAUCACGUGAAGUUCUGGAGACCUCAGGUGCUGCUGAUGGUGGCCAACCCUCGUGCUAAUGUCGGCCUCAUCACCUUCAUUAACGACAUCAAGAAGAGCGGCCUUUACGUCCUCGGACACGUCCAGAUCGGAGACCUGGCCAGUCUUCCCUCCGACCCUCUGCAGUGUCAGUACGACUCGUGGCUCUCCCUGGUGGAUCACCUGAACAUUAAAGCCUUCGUUAACCUGACGCUAGCUGACUCUGUACGACACGGAGUGCAGCACCUGCUCUUCAUCUCUGGACUCGGCGGUAUGAGACCGAACACGUUGGUUCUGGGGUUCUAUGACGACAUUCCUCCUAAGGACCGGCUCCAAGAUCGUUCGUUCCACUCGAGCAGAUCUCUGGAAAACCCCGUGUUUCCUGACGAGCCGGAAGAUCCGGUCUUUCAUUUCCCUCCUCUCCGCGGCAGCAUGGACGGAGCCUGGCAGGGGAAAGUGAUCGGCCCUCAGGAGUACGUCAGCGUGAUCGCGGAUGCCGUGAAGAUGCUGAAGAACGUGGCGUUGGCGAGGUACUUCUGCCAGUUCGACCACACCAGGGCCCGUCAGAACGCCGUCUUCGUGGACGUGUGGCCCGUCAACCUGCUCCGACCCGACAGCUGCUCUUACGUCGACACUUGCUCACUUUUCCUUCUCCAGCUGGCCUGCAUUCUCAACAUGACCAGGGCGUGGCGCAAGGCCAGGCUCCGCCUCUUCCUGUGCGUGGAGACGGGGCGGAGUCUGAAGGAGGCGGAGCGUAAGCUGGGUCAGCUGCUGAAGGAGCUCCGGAUGAAGGCGGACAUUUUCACGGUGCCGUGGGACGCUCAGGUGGCGCUGCACUGGCAGAGGCAGACCAGCUCUAAAAAAAGAAAGAAGAACGGAGGAGAGACCGAGGAAGAGGCGGAGCUAGAAGAGGAGGAGGAGGAGGAGUCGGAGUCGGAGGAGGAGGAGUAUGCAAACGGUUACCACAGCAACACUUCCCGCCUGACGGACGACUACUUACUUGCUGUUAAUAGGCUGAUCAGCGACCAGCCCUGCCCUCCCCCUGCUGUGCGUUUCCUGUAUUUGCCCCGCCCACCUGCUGACACGCGCCGGUACUGUGACUAUCUGCAUCAGCUGGAGCUGCUGAGCCGUGACCUUGGGCCCACUUUACUCAUCCACGGGGUCACGCCCGUCAUCACUACUGACCUUUGACCUUCACAAGGGUGGCAAAAACUGUAGAGAACAGAAGGUCUGUUAGAAAAGCUCCACUUCCCUCUCGUUUAUUCUCCGCAUUUUUUCCUUGUUUUUAUUCGUUUCCCUUUCUCUCUCUUUUCCCUUUUUUUCUUUUUCCCUUUAUUUAUUUUCUCCUUUUUUUUCCCUUUUUCCCUUUGUUUCCUUUUUUUUUUUUUUUUUUCUUUUGUUCCUUCCUUCAUGUUUCCUGCUUCCCUCCUGAUCCUCUUGAUCAUUCCUCACACAGCGAUGGAGAGAUGGUUUGUAAAUAUUAAGAGUCAUGCUCUCUGCUGCCACAUAUUUCAGUAUUUUCCAGGAACAGGUCUGGACCUCGGUGUUUCUAUGGAUACGAAUGUACGUUUUUGUCGAAAUAUCGUUCGCCUCGGCGUUACACGACAUCACAUCGGUUAAAAAUCACAUUUCCUUCUCGGUUAUAAAUCCUCCAUUUUGAGUCAUUUCGACUAAAAUGUGUUGGUUAUUAUUAAACGAUGCAAACGAUGCCGCCAUCAACAUGCAGACGUCACGCGCACGCUCCGCGCGCACGGUGCUGAGUGAUCAGGCGAACUGUUUACAUCUCCAGCAAUCAGAGUUCAGGAUCAACACGGAGAGAUUCUGUCCAGCGGCACUGCACAGGGUCAGUCAAAUCCUCUAGCUUCCAGUUUCAAUUCUUAAACCAUACAGCUAGCUUUGAUUUUUUUAAAAAUCUCUUUUUUGUAGAUAAUUUAGAAAUGAACAGUGUGUUAAACCUGUGAUAAAGCAGCGGUAUUAAUUCAGUGACGAUCUGAUGAUAGAAACCUAAUAUAACUGUAACUGUUCCCAAUCUACUGUCUACUACUUAUCUUCCUCCUACUUCAUUAUACAGCACCUUCGGUCUUUAUCUAGACUAUCGUUGAUUUGAUUGAAAAAAAUCAAAAAUGAAAUAAAAAUUAGAUUUAAAAAUAAAUGAAUAAAAAAAGCACAAUAAGAAAACAAGUGAUUUUUUUUUUUUUUUUUAAAUUCUCAAAUUUAAGGACUAGCAAAUUCCAGUUAAAGUAUAAUUAAAGGUUGACUUUCUUUAAAGACACGUGACGUGACCUUUCACACAAGCUGGAUCUUUUUGAAUACAGCUGUUGGACAGGAAUGACCAGCGCCACACCAAAUUAAUGCGUCCACAAUCGUGAGUUGUACUUAAUAAUAAUAAUAAUAAUAAUAAUAAUAAUAAUACAAAAAUACCAAAUUUAUUUUGCAAAUAAAUGUUGUAUUUUUAUUUCAAUAUAUUUUUUUUCCUUUAUGACUCAGUUCUUUGACCAACUUGAUUAGAACUGUUCAGAAAUGUGAGUUAAUAUGUUAAUAAUAAUAAUAAUAAUAAUAAUAAUAAUAAUAAUAAUAUUGAUGGGUUCAAGUCGAGAUGCGAUUGUCUGCUGCGUAAAAAAGAGGUUCAGAAACCGUUCACGUGCUGCUCUUUUCUGAAAUAAUAAAUACAAUAAUAUAAACAACAACAAAACAACGUCUCUAAGCAGUGCACAAAGAAUAAAAUGAAUUCCUCUCACAGUUCAGCAUUUCCUUAAACUUCCAUUAUGCUAAAAACAGGAACGGAUGCGAAUGAAUGAAUAAUUCUGAUGGUUAUUAUUAAUGAAUGAAUGAAUGAGUAAUUACUUUAAUUCAUUCGAAUGAAUUAUUUAUAGCUGAGUAAUCUGUUAUUUUAAUAAAAACCUUUUCUUUCAUCGUGGCGCUUUUAUUACGCGCGUGUCGGUUCUGUGACUUUUUAAAGACACCGGGACGUUUCCUCUUUCAGACAGAGCACUUAUCAGACACUUCCUGUUGUGGUGGGGUUUUUUUUUUUUUGUUGGUUUGAAAAUUACAGCCGGCGUUCAGUCGCUCGUGUCGCUUUGCGGCUCUGAAAGUACGAGCUGAAACUCAGAAAUGUUCAUUUUGUGCUCCACAGACUCGGAACAACGCGGCGACACUUCCUACACAUCUCUCCUGUUUAAAGUUUGGCGCAGACAGAGGAGGAUAAAAUAACACAAACUUCUGCAUCUCUCUGUAAUGUUGGAUGAAUGCUGAGUGAUUUUUAUAAAAUCGGAGCAGAACUUGUGAUUAAUCUGUGAAAUGUAAUAACAGAACGAAUCUGAAGGCAUGAACGAGUCUCGAUGGCAAUAUUUAAACCAUUCCACGAGUGCGUGGUGGUGUGUUGAAGAAGAUGAAAAGACUUUGGAGAUUUAACGAGUAAUUUCACACACUGAUUUAUCGACUGGGAGUUUAGUCGGAGAACGAAGAUGAACAGAACUGCAGACUCGAACGCAUGCUGUGUGUUUGUGGGUCAAAUUUAACUCGUGCCUUUAAAAUCAAUUUGAGUCGACACUUUACCUUAAAGUUUACUAACAUUCAUUUACUGAAUGAAUUAAUGAACAUAAACUCCAGCGUGAAUAAACUGCUCCAUUUAACGCAGUAAGAUUACACCUUAACUCUUUUUCUUUCCUACCUUUAGACUUUUUGAUCCCUUCUUUCUUUCCCUUUUUUGUUUGCUCUUUUCUUUAUUGCUUCCAUUAUUCUUUUUUUUAUUCUUUUUUCUUCCUUUUUCCCCUUUGUGCUCCCUUCCAUUUUCCAUUUUUUCAUUUUUCCUUUCUUCCCUUUUUCUUUCUUUUUCUUUCUUUCUGUUUUUCUGUCUUUCUGUCUUUCUUUCUGUCUGUCCAUCUUUCUUUGUCUUUCUGUCUGUCCAUCUCUUUCUUUGUCUUUCUGUCUGUCUCUUUCUUUGCCUUUCUUUCUUUCUUUCUUUCGUUCUUUUUCUGUCUCUUUCUUUGUCUUUCUUUCUUUGUCUCUUUCUUUGUCUUCCCGUCUUCCUUCUGUCUGUCUUUCUUUCUUUGUCUGUCUCUUUCUUUGUCUUUCUGUCUGUCUCUUUCUUUGUCUUUCUUUCUGUCUGUCCAUCUCUUUUUGUCUUCCUGUCUUCCUUCUGUGUCUGUCUGUCUGUCUUUCUUUCUGUCUGUCCAUCUCUUUCUUUGUCUUCCUGUCUUCCUUCUGUGUCUGUCUGUCUGUCCAUCUCUUUCUUUGUCUUCCUGUCUUCCUUCUGUGUCUGUCUGUCUGUCCAUCUCUUUCUUUGUCUUCCUGUCUUCCUUCUGUGUCUGUCUGUCUGUCUUUCUCUUUCUUUGUCUUCCUGUCUUCCUUCUGUGUCUGUCUGUCUUUCUUUCUUUCUGUCUGUCUGUCUGUCUGUCUUUCUGUCUGUCUGUCUGUCUGUCUGUCUGUCUGUCUGUCUUUCUUUCUGUCUGUCCGUCUCUUUCUUUGUCUUUCUGUCUUCCUUCUGUCUGUCUGUCUUUGAUUCCGUGUUAAUGAAGUGCACCUGCGUGAAUGUUUAUUCAGCCCCCGACUAAAAAUAAAUUAGCAUAAAUGAGAUGUUAAUAAUUUGCUGAACUCUGGCCUCCAGGUGUUAAUAUUAAACCUGGUUUUCAGUCUCAGUUCUGAAUUCUAAUGAAGUUCUAAAAGUUGUUCAGUGUGAGAUGAUGUUUUCCUCACCGAGAUGAACAUGAAUUAGUGUAGGUGUUCAUUAUUUAAUAUGAACCCAGUCAUGACAGUUUUGAGUUAAUAAAUGAAGAUCAGUGACGUGAACUUUAAUGUAAAGUGAUUAAACCUUGUGUACUCAGUUUUAUUUCACUUGAGUGAAACCAAAGUGUGUGUGCACGUGUGUGUGUGUGUUUACCUACAAUAAUAAAAUAUUAAUAAUAAGUUUUCUGUAUGUUUACUACUAAAAUAUACUGAAUGUACGACAUGGUGUUAACUGACAUUUGAUUUUAAUCUGGAAGAUGCCCUGAUAUAUUUGGGUUUAUAUUUUCAGGUCUGUUCACAUGUAGAAAUUUUCAUUCUGAAUUAAAUUAAAGUGUUUUGUUUACCUUCAGUGUUAUUCGGUAUUUAUUUUGAUUUACUGU
Molecule: messenger RNA, 6922 nt
Organism: Ictalurus furcatus (blue catfish)
Lineage: Eukaryota; Metazoa; Chordata; Actinopteri; Siluriformes; Ictaluridae
Exons: 12
Coding region: 96-3008 (970 amino acids)
Biological process (GO): potassium ion import across plasma membrane; chloride transmembrane transport; chloride ion homeostasis
Cellular component (GO): membrane
Molecular function (GO): potassium:chloride symporter activity
Source: RefSeq, a predicted model, not a curated record